This is a messenger RNA of Sphenostylis stenocarpa, 1488 nucleotides long. Lineage: Eukaryota; Viridiplantae; Streptophyta; Magnoliopsida; Fabales; Fabaceae. The record is from the annotation of a GenBank genome assembly.
AUGCAAUCAAUGCUAUAUCGUGCUAUUAUUGUUGGUGAUUCCCGUUGUUUAUGUUAUACAUCUAGGAAUUUGUGUUCUUCUCUAGGAAUUAGACAUUUUUCCCAUAAAGAACUAUGUGAAGAAGACCUUACCAGGUACGUGGACAUUCUCACUGUGAAACUUGGCAAAGGAAGCAGUGAGGAAGAAACCCUUACCACCCUCUUGAAUGAUCAAGCUUUGGAUGCCAUACCCCUCUCCCAAAACCUUGUUCACCGGUUGCUCCAGCGAUACAAGGAUGAUUGGAAGUCUGCUCUGGGGGUAUUCAGAUGGGCUGGUUCACGUUCGAGCUUUAGACAUUCGCCGGAGUCAUAUGAUAUGAUGGUAGAUAUAUUGGGUAGAAUGAAGGUUAUGGAAAAGUUGAGGGAUUUGUUAGAAGAAAUGCGUGAGAGUGGUCUGGUCACUAUGAAUACUGUGGCUAAGGUAAUGAGACGGUUUGUUGGGGCAGGGCAGUGGGUAGAUGCAGUGAAGAUAUUUGAUGACUUGCAAUCCCUUGGGUUGGAGAAGAACAUAGAAUCCAUGAACUUGUUGCUUGAUACCUUGUGCAAAGAGAAAUUUGUGGAGCAAGCUCGUGAAAUUUUCUUGGAGCUGAAACAGUACAUUGCUCCUAAUGCUCACACGUUCAACAUAUUCAUUCAUGGAUGGUGCAAAAUCUGUCGUGUGGACGAGGCACAUUGGACAAUCGAAGAGAUGAAAGGAUAUGGUUGUCGCCCUUGUGUUAUAAGUUAUUCCACUAUCAUUCAGUGUUACUGUCAAGAAGGGAAUUUCAGCAGGGUGUAUGAGCUUCUUGAUGAAAUGCAUGCUCAAGGGUGCUCACCUAAUGUGAUAACUUAUACUACCAUCAUGUGUGCACUGGCAAAGGCUCAAAAGAUAGAGGAAGCUUUGAAAGUACCUGAGAGAAUGAGGUCUUCUGGAUGUAGGCCUGAUACACUAUUCUUCAAUUCGUUCUUAUAUACAUUGGGGAGAGCAGGUAGACUAGAUGAUGCUGCCUAUGUAUUCAGCGUGGAAAUGCCAAAGGCUGGUGUUUCCCCAAAUACAUCCACCUAUAAUUCAUUGAUUUCUAUGUUUUGUUAUUAUGCACAAGAAAAGAGAGCUUUUGAAAUAUUGAAGGAGAUGGAAAAUUCAGGGUAUUGUAAGCCUGAUGCUCAGACUUACCACCCACUGAUCAAAUCUUGCUUUAGAACUGGAAAAAUAGAUAGUGUGUUGAACGGUAUAUUAGAUGACAUGAUUAAUAAAUAUCAUCUCAGUCUUGAUCUUUCAACCUAUACACUGCUAAUUCACGGGCUUUGCAGAGAAGAUAGAUGCAAUUGGGCGUUAUCUCUCUUUGAGGAGAUGAUUGAUCAAGAUAUAAUUCCUAGACACAGAACUUGCCGAUUGCUAUUGGAUGAAGUCAAGCAGAAAAAUAUGUAUCAAGCUGUUGAGAAAAUUGAGGAUCUUAUGAAAAAAUUGUAA